UUAGCCUCACUGUGACUGCUGCCCAAGGUGCAGCCUGAACUUAGUUUCUGCGUCUUCUUUGUUGCAUUUGCUUCUGCGAGUACUGACUUUAGCACAUCUCUCUUUUCAGCAAUGCGUCUCUACAAUAACACACAGGUAUCACAGAAAAUGGGUCAAAAUAGAAGAGAGACACAUCACUGCUGGAUGGUCCUGCCACACCAGGUGACUGAGAGUCCACAACACGAGGGUGAUGACCUCAUCCAACCCAAGAAGCUGCCAAAUCCCAUCCUGGCCUUUCACCAGCACAGAGACCUUCACGGAGAGCUGCUAUUCUGCCACAGAAGAGGUCUUCUGCCCAGAAGAAAACCAGAGCUGCAGUUUGUGCUGGAAAACAAAAGGAGAGAGCAGCACAAGCAAAGGGAGCUGGCCCUCUGUCCUCCUUCUGACUUGGAGGUGAAGCUACGCACAAGGCAGCAGAGAAUAGAAGUUUAUGAGCUGGAGGAGAAAAAGAGGAGGGAGAGUCUGCAGAAUGUACCGGAGUUUGUUCGUGUGAGAGGAAGCCUGAAGCGUGCCCAGACGUUUUCUUGGUGA
Molecule: messenger RNA, 570 nt
Organism: Centropristis striata (black sea bass)
Lineage: Eukaryota; Metazoa; Chordata; Actinopteri; Perciformes; Serranidae
Product: protein FAM107B
Exons: 5
Coding region: 112-570 (152 amino acids)
Source: RefSeq, a predicted model, not a curated record